Messenger RNA from Sorghum bicolor (sorghum), 2029 nucleotides. RefSeq lists its product as uncharacterized. Bases 174 to 1721 code for a protein of 515 amino acids. Gene Ontology annotation, molecular function: RNA binding. The record is from RefSeq and is a predicted model, not a curated record. The transcript is spliced from 3 exons. NCBI's taxonomy places the organism in Eukaryota, Viridiplantae, Streptophyta, Magnoliopsida, Poales, Poaceae.
AAGGCCUGCUCCAGGCCCACUUACGGGGCCUUCUCCUCCGGCGUGCGCGCGCUCUCUCUCUCUGCCGUGGCGACGACUGGGCGAUCGCCGCCGCCGCACGCCAGGCGCCAAGCCUUCAUCGAGAUCUUCGCCGGCGAUGAGCAUCCACUAGGAGUAUAUUCUGUGCCAAUGAAAUGUCUGCCUCCGAAAACCAGGCUGCUGAAGCCAGAAUGGACACAAGUGCCAGGAAAAUUGGCCCAACUGGGAACAAAAUCCGUAUUCGUUUGCCAUUGCCACUGAGAAAGAGGUUGGCUGAAGGCCUUCAGACCAUGAGCACAGGAUUGCCUGAGGAUAUGAAAAAACAUGCUGCUAAGGAAGUACUUGAAUAUACUGAUGACACCGCCAAAAAAACCACAUUUAUUGGCACUGAACUGAAGAUUGAAAAGGAGCCCCCAAGUAUCAAAUUAUCAACAGAUGGAAACUUGAAAACCAUGUCAAAGGACGGACUAUGUGAACAGGCAAACAGCAACAGCCUGUGCAAAACCAUGUCAAAGGGCAGAGUGUGUGAAGAGGCUAAUUUUAUUGUCCCAGACCUGAAUCUGACAACCACUGCUGGCAUGCAAGAUAACACAGAGAGUUGGCCUGUAAGAAAAGGGUCAUGUGAAGAGGGACACAAAGACAUGAUGAGCAAUGGGCUGCCUCCUGAGAGCAGCAAACCAUCAAAGAAGGAAGCAUGUGUAGGAGCCAUGGAUAACACCCCAAUCAUGGAACUUUCAUUCACAAGCAUGCAAGGUGAAGUGGAAAAGAAUGACUCCAUUACUAAACCCUGUGAAGCUGCUACUGAAAAUAUCCUAAGCAAGAAGCUACUCUACGAGACAAACAGCAACACUUCAAGGAAGAGAGUAACUGAAGAAGCUAAGAUCAACAACCCAAGCAAGAACCUGAAAACCUCUGCAGGGAAGUGUGGAGAGGCAAAUGACUGUUUCCCAAUCAGACGAUCCGCUGAUCAAUCUAAUGACAAGAAAUUUAGCAAAAAGCUGCGUACCUCUGCAGUACAAGCUACUGACACCAGCCAGAACACUUCCGGACUGAAACUUCCUACCUCUGUUGGCCUGGCUAUGGAACAAAGUACCAGCACUGCAUUCUUGGAGGCCACAAAAGUGUAUAAAGAGUUUGAGGAGAAGGUUAAAAGAACUGUAUACCUUGACAACUUGUCUCACCUAGCUACAGAUGCAGUCAUCACAACGGCUUUGAACCAGUUUGGUAAUGUAAAAAAUGUCAGUUUUCUGACCAACUAUACAGUUCCAUUUGAUAUUCCCCAAUCUGCAUUAAUAGAAAUGGAAACUGAGAAGGAUGCUGAGUCCGUGGUCAACAUACUAGAUGAGUUCCCAUUCAUGCUGUUUGGGAUGCCAAGGCCUGUGAGGGCGAAGCAUGCCACAGCUGAAAUGUUCAAUGAUCGUCCAUGGAAACCUGGAAGAAAGAUAGAAUUCCGUUGGGUGGGCCCUACAGACCCUGAUUGUCAAAAUGUCAGAAAGUUUAAGUUGAUGUCCAAGAGGCAUGAGUUGGAGAACUUAGCACUAAUCAAGAAUGAACUGCAUCAGGAGGCACUGCUCGCAAAGCAUCAGCAGGAAAAUCUGAAUUGUCAUUACAUGAAGCUUGAGACUGUAGACAGCGUGAUUACGAAUGGCUGGAUCAAUCGCCUGGCUCACAUUUACAACUUCGGUUUCGAUGAAAUGUAUUGAGUGUCAGGUGUACAUGGCCCUGUUUUGACCUUGGAACAUGUCUGUUGGUGGAAUUGAGCUGGGAGGAAUAUGAUGUUAGGAUCGGAUUAAAGUCUGUUUUAAUGUCUUUUAGGCUGUUGGCAUCGAAGUAUUGGUGUUACAUAGUUUUAUUACAUAUCCUAGUUUGGACCACAUGUAGUAGGUUUAGCUCCCUGGUUUUUGGCAUUGAACAAUCAGCUGAUGGUGCUGUAUGGAUGGAAUUUGGAUCACUGUACCACACAUUUAGCAAAGGAGAACUUUGGGUGCUGAAAUUACUGAAUAUUGCUAUA